AUGGAGACAGAAGCAAUGACCAGUCUUUUGAAUAGUUUAAGUGAUAUAGUGAACGAAGUCACAUCAAAGCUAAAGGGUGACAUUUUGGAGACACCAUUAUGUGAAACAUUGGAAGAACUCACUAGAGCAGGCGAAGCCAAACAACUUCAAACAGUGACUGAGCUUGAGCAAGCCAAAUUGUUGAAUUUGUAUUCCUAUAUCUUGGUUACUUUACAGUUUACCAGUCAGAAAUUAAGAGGUGCAAGGAUAGAUAACAAUUCGGAAAUCAUGCAGGAAAUUAAGAAAGUCAAAGAUUUCAUGGACAGAGUGAAGACAGCAGAGGAUGGUUUAACAAGGAAAAAUAAUAAAGAGAGGGCGAUGGAAGAACAGUCUGAAAAAUUAAUCCAGAAGCAUAUAAAUGGACAGGAGCCAGCAGUCUCCAAUGUCCAUUUCCAGGGCAACAAGAUGAAACCCGAGGGAAAUCAUGUACGAUUUGAUAAUUCAAAGACCAAAGAAACUACUCCAAAGAAGGAAACUGAGAGCAGUUCUGUAAAGGUCGAAGAACGGUUAAACAAAAAGAAUAGUAAAAAUAAAACCCAACAAAAGGUAUCUAAGCCAAAAAGCAACCGGAAGAGAAAAUAG
This is a messenger RNA of Pichia kudriavzevii, 621 nucleotides long. RefSeq lists its product as uncharacterized. The transcript has a single exon. The record is from RefSeq and is a predicted model, not a curated record. The coding region runs from base 1 to 621 and encodes 206 amino acids. Lineage: Eukaryota; Fungi; Ascomycota; Pichiomycetes; Pichiales; Pichiaceae.